AUGUUACCUGAAAAAGAUCCGGGAAACUCUGAAGUCACAGAGCUAGCACCCAACACGCCACAAGAUGAAUUAAAUUCACCACCUGCUCGGUCUAAAUUGCUUGGGUGCUUUCAGGUUCUAGGUGCUUUUUUCAUCCUAUUCAACGUUUGGGGAUUAAAUUUUGCGUUCGGAUCUUUUCAAAGCUUCUAUGCGCUGAAUUAUAUUCAAUCUUCCACUGCAUCGGACAUUGCCUGGAUUGGCACAAUUCAAUCCUGGCUCUUGAUUGUCGGAGGCUUACUCUCCGGUCCGCUCUUUGACCUCGGCUACUACAAAACAAUGAUCUUUGCCGGUAGUUUCUUGGGUGUCUUGGGUAUGAUGAUGCUGAGUCUAGCACAUCAAUACUAUGCCAUAUUCCUCAGCCAAGGAGUAUGCAUGGGUGUGGGGUUUGGUCUCCUUUAUGUGCCAAGUAUCACACUAGUCAGUCGCUCGUUCACAUCACGAAGAGCCGUUGCACUAGGUGUAUCAACUAGCGGGGCCCCCGCAGGCGGAAUCAUAUACACUGUCAUGUUUAACCAGCUGAUAUCGAGACUUGGGUUCCCGUGGACGGUUCGUCUAAUGGGGUUUGUGAUGCUCGGCUUGUUCAUUGCAGCUGCGAUCCUUCUUUUACUUCCUGAGAGAGGAUCUCGCAAACUUGAAAUUACCCAAAGCAGAAGCUUGAUCGAUCUCAAGGCCUUCAAAGAUCUUCCUUUCUGGAGCUUCACUGUUGCCAACUUUUUCCUCUACCUUGGGUACAUCACGCCAUUCUAUUACAUUCCAACUUACGCCGAGACCAAAUUGGGAACAUCGCGCACUAUGGCCUCCAAUGUACUUUUGAUAUCCCAGGCAUCCUCUGUCAUUGGCCGUGUCAUCUUGACCCUGUUUGCUCACUAUUGUGGGUCCAUGGUAUCCUGGAUAUCAUGCGGUAUACUUUCCGGCAUUCUAUGUCUCACGUGGAUUAGCACAGACAGCCUGGCUCGAUUCAUCCUAUUUGCGGCUUUUUAUGGCGGUAUCUCCGGAGCGCUGAUCCCUCUCCCGCCCAGUGUCUUUGCUCACGUCUGUCCGGAUCCCAAACGCCUUGGUACCUGGCUAGGAAUGGCGCAAAGUCUGAGCAGUUUUGCAUCCCUGCUAGGUCCACCAAUAGCAGGCGCACUUGCUUCGAUCAACUCGACCGGUAGUGCUGAUUUGAACUUCCUUGGCAUUCAGUUAUUUAGCGGAAUUACGAUGGCGUUUGGUGCACUUCAGUUGUUAGGGCUCUGGUAUUUGCUCUACACCAAACGUGGCAAAAGGGGAUUUUUUUAA
Messenger RNA from Penicillium salamii, 1317 nucleotides. The record is from the annotation of a GenBank genome assembly. NCBI's taxonomy places the organism in Eukaryota, Fungi, Ascomycota, Eurotiomycetes, Eurotiales, Aspergillaceae.